CGCAGGCCCCGCCGCCGCGGGUGACGCGUCGUCUCGGCCGUUACAGGAGGCCGGCGAGGAGGAAGGAGGAUGGCAGCGGCAGGCGGGCGGCUCCUGGCGGCGGCCGCCGCUUACUCGAGGCUGGCGGGCUGGGGCGGGUCGCGCCGCAACCCGACCGCGCCGCUUGUGCCCUCCCGGAGCGCCACUGUCACCCGCAGCGGCGCCAUUUUGCCCAAGCCGGUUAAGACGCCCUUCGGUCUCCUCAGAGUGUUCAGCGUUGUGAUCCCUUUCCUGUACGUGGGGACUCAGAUCAGCAAGAACUUCGCGGCCCUACUUGAAGAACAUGAUAUCUUUGUCCCAGAGGAUGACGAUGAUGAUGAUUAAAGGAACUGUAAUGGAAGAACAGAAGGGAGAACACCAUUGACAAAACAAUGGUUUCAACAUCUGCCACUUGUAUUUUGUCCUUCCUAAACCUAAAUGGGACAGGGGGCUCUAUUCCUUUUGCCAGUGAGUGUCCUGCACAUGUCUGUACGACAGGAUCUGUAGAUCAGGGUUGAAGGAAGUGCUUGAUGGGCCCUGCAUCCUUGCACACACACGCUCACCUCAUCAAAGACUGCUUGGGAAUCCUUUUAUUAGCAAUAUGUGAAACACUUAAUUAAAGAUGAAGAGAUUGAGAUGUA
Falco peregrinus (peregrine falcon) is the source of this 659-nucleotide messenger RNA. It is a transcript of the gene SMDT1, whose product is annotated as single-pass membrane protein with aspartate rich tail 1. NCBI's taxonomy places the organism in Eukaryota, Metazoa, Chordata, Aves, Falconiformes, Falconidae. The coding region runs from base 70 to 363 and encodes 97 amino acids. The transcript has 3 exons. The record is from RefSeq and is a predicted model, not a curated record. Gene Ontology annotation, cellular component: mitochondrial inner membrane; uniplex complex. Gene Ontology annotation, biological process: mitochondrial calcium ion homeostasis; calcium import into the mitochondrion.